GAUAUCGGGUCACUUCCUGUUGAUUUUGGGACAUUUCUGGGUCGGUUCGUAUUGAUCUCUGGUCACUUCCUGUUAAUGUUGGGUCAGUUCCUCUUGGUAUCUGGUCACUACCUCUUGAUUUUGGGGCAUUCGGAGUCACUUCCUGUUAUAUUGGGUCACUUUGUUGAUAUCGGGUCACUCUUUGUUGAUUUUGGGGCAUUUCUGGGUUAGUUCCGAUUGAUCUUGGGUCCCUUCCUAUUGAUGUUGGGUUACUUUCUCUUGGUAUCUGGUCACGUCCUGUUGAUUUCGGGGCACUUGGGGUCACUUCCUGUUAUAUCUGGUCACUUCCUGUUGAUUUUGGGGUCUCGUCCUUUUAAUAUAGGGGUCACCUCCUGUUGAUUUUGGGGCAUUUUGGGUCACUUCAGGUUAUAUUGGGUCACUUUGUGUUGAUAUCGGGUCACUUCCUGUUAAUUUUGGGGCAUUUCUGGGUCGGUUCCGAUUGAUCUUGGAUAACUUCCUAUUGAUUUUCGGGCAUUUUUAGUCACUUCCUGGUACUUCUGGGUCACUUUGCUAUAUAAUUUGUCGCAUUUCGAGGCAGCUUCCAUUUCAUAUUGAUUCACUCGUGGAUUAUAGGUCAUUUCUGGUUGUUUUUUGGUAACUUCCUGGUGAUAUUGGGUCACGCCUUGUUAAUUUGGGGGUAUUCUGGGGUUACUUCCUGUUGAUUUCAGGUAACUUCCUAUGAUUUUUGGGGCAUUUCAGUGUAACUGCCUGUUGAUAUCAGGCCACUUCCAGUCGAUUUUGAGGUAUUUUGGUUUUAUUUCCUGUUUGGUAACUUCCUGUUGAUAUCGGGUCAACAUCUUGAUUUUAUGGCAUUUCAGGGUCCUUUCCUGUUGAUAUUGGGUCACUUCCUCGGUAUCUGCUCACUUCCUGUGUAUUUUGGGACAUUUGGGGUCACUUCCUGUUAUUUUGGGUCACUUUGUGUUGAUAUCGGGUCAUUUCCUGUUGAUUUUGGGGUUUCGCCCUAUUAAUAUUUGGUCCCUUCCUGUUGAUUUUGUGGCAUUUGGAGGAAGCUACCUAUUCAUAUCGAAUGACUUCCUGUUGAUUAUCAGUCACAUCGUGUUGAUUUUGGGUAGCUUCCUAUUGAUAUUGGCUCACUUCCUAUCGAUUUUGGGGGUUCUCUGGGGCACUUCCUGUAGAUUUUGGGUCACUUCCGGUUGAUUUUGGAUACCUUCCUAUUGAUAUCGGGUCACUUCAUGUUGAUGUAGGGUCACUUUUUGUCGGUUUUGGAGGUCACUUCCUGUUCAUUUUGGAGGCAAGGUGUAAGAGUAGCGUUUCUUCAAUAAACUACCCAGGUAUGAAGUUUGGCAUGGUUAAACAUUUUAUUUCAUCAGUUAGUCGAGGUUUUCUUUUAUCUCAAACAAUAGUUAAUGGUAGUUUAAAUACCGACGUGUUUCAUGUGUAUUUAAAAUGAACUCAACGCAACUAUUUUAUCCAUGUAAAAGCAUCUGCUAUUUAUGCUAGUGGCUGCCAUUGACUGCGCUAGACGUCCAAUCCAUUUAAAGUGAGAUGGCUGGCAGCGAAAAAAAUCAAUGUUAAUUCAACAACGACAAAACGAACAUAAUUGGACGUUUAUCAAUGACUUUCGAGCUCUGUUUGAUCUUACUGCUUUUAGGAGAAACAAAAGCAUCCUGUCCCGAUGUUUCUCCCGCCCUUGCCGACAUCCAGCGAGCGUACGAGGCGGGCCGGCAGGAGACGGCCCGGGACUUGAUCAGGCGGGCCGCCGCGGCACCGGACAAGAGCGACCAGGCCGUCGACGUUCUGCGUUUGGCGUCACAGCACGGCGACGCGCAGAGCGUAGGCUACCUCCUGCGCGAAGCCCAAAUCCGGGUCCCGACGGACGUGUCGGAGCGGAACCCGGCAGCGGUGGCGGCCUACACCGGACAUGGCGCCGUGCUCAGAAUUCUGCUGGAUUCCAUUCCGGGCGUACGUCAGAGAGGCGAGCUCCUGAACUUCCUGUUAGCGACUUCCUGUCAGCGCGGUCACGUGGACUCUGCGCGUCUUCUGGUCGAGGACUAUGGCGCCGACGUCGAAGAACGCGAUGGAGGCCAGAGCGACCGCUUCCCCGUCAUCGGCGCCCUGCCGAUCUACGCCGCGGCGCAAGCGGGCAGCGAGGAAGUGGCCGACUUCCUUUUAGAGAAGGGUGCCGCUUUGUCGUCGUACGCGCUGAUGGAUCAUCCCGACUUUAGCGCGCGACUUCUGGCGCGGAGGCUGCAACGCGACACGCGAGAAGGACAAGAGGAAGUCAGUGUGCGUUGGGGCGGGCUGUCUCUCCCGUGGUUGGAGCUGUCCUGGCUGAUGGGCGUGUCCGCCAUCAUCGCGCAUUUAGAUUUGUCCCGCAACAAUUUGUCCUCGUUGCCGUCCGUCCUUCCGUGGGGCUUGCUGCACCUCCGCACCGUGGACCUGUCUGGCAACCGUCUGAGUCUGCUUCCGUCCCCCGCCACCUCGCGGGAGGUCAUCUGCACCAGCUUGCGCGAGGUGAACGUGCGCGAGAACCUCCUGACCACUUUACCGACGGGUCUGCUCCACCUGACCCAACUGGAGAAGCUUUGCGCCUCCAAAAACCGGAUGACGUCCUUGUUCGACAUCCCGCCGCCCGCGAACUGGAGGGGCCUGCGGAAGUUGGAGGACUUGGACAUCUCAGACAAUCAUCUGAGUCAGUUGCCCGUCGACGUGGUGCCUGCGCUACGAUCCCUCCGAGUCCUGGACGUGUCUCGGAACCGAUUGGACAGCUUUCCGGAGCCCUGGGCCUGCCCGCUGAAGUGGUGCAGAGCAUCGUCCAAUAAAUUGAGCAGCCUACCGGACAACUUCUCUACGUUCUGGAAGACUCACCUGCAGGACGCCGACUUCUCAGACAACCUCCUGGAGGGUCUGCCCGCAGAUCUCUUUCGACUGGAGGCUUUGCUUUGGCUGAAAUUGCGCGGGAACUCGAUCGGGACUCUGCCGCCUCCUUCCGAGUGGACCUGCUCCCAGCUCCGGACACUGGACCUGUCCAGCAACAUGCUGGGAAAGAGCCAAGAAGGCCCCAAGUCCAGCAAACUCUCCUUCCUGAGCACGUGGAGCAAGAAAGAUCCCGAUGCAGGAGCGACGGCGGCGGCGUGUCCCGUGGAGUUCCCGGCGUUCCUGCGGGAUUCGCUGGAGGUUUUGUACCUGAACGACAACCGCCUAGAGCGCGUCCCGCCUUCCGUCUGCGCUCUAAGCGGCCUGAGUGAACUCUACCUCGCCAAUAACCCCGGCAUCCGUGAGCUUCCGGUCGAACUCGGCGGGCUGAGCAACCUUUGGCAGUUGGACACGGAGAACCUCAACAUCAGCAACAUUCCUCAACGAGUCCAGAAAGAAGGCGCAGCCUCUGUGCUGGGCUUCUUGCGUGCGCAGCUGCGACGGUCCGAGCCGUGGCGUCAGCUGAAGAUGCUCCUGAUUGGCCCGCCGCGCCAGGGCAAGACUUCCCUCCUGGGGGCGCUGCGGACGGGCAAAGCGGCCACGUCUUUCCCGGCCACCGCCUGCGGCAUCUCCACGUCCACCUUGGAGACGGACGCAGGGGAAAAGGACCAAAGCUCACUGGCGUUGGACGUGUGGGACGUUGGCGGCCCGUCCGGCGCGUCGGCCGCAGCGGCACAGUGUUUCUACACAGACGGCGCCCUCUACGUGCUAGUGUGGAACCUGACGCUGGGCGAGGAGGCGGCAGCCGGAUUGCGCGCAUGGCUGCUCAACAUCGAGGCCCGGGCGCCAAACUCGGCGGUGUUGGUGGUGGGAACCCACUUGGACCUGCUGGACGUCAAGUUCCGCACGGAGCGGCUGGCCACGCUGCGGGCCCACGUGCUGGCGCUGUGCCGCUCCCCGUCGGGCGCCCGAGCCGGCGGAUACCCCGACGUCACCUUCGCGCAUCUGCGCGAGGUGUCGUGCAAGACCUCGGAGGGAGUGGACGACCUGAAAGCGCUCAUCCGCCAGGCGGCGCUCUCUAUCAAAGACGCUCGUUCUCCCGCCUAUGGAGGCAAGCUGCUGGGCAGGCUGAUCCCUCGAAGCUACGUCAGGCUGCGGGAGGCUGUGGCGGCCGAGAGGCGAAGACGUCACGCGGACGGUGAGGUUCAGUUCCUGAGCCAAGAGCAGCUCGAGCGCCUGGCCAAGCAGGACCCCGAAGGCGACAUCGCCGAAUACGACGACCUGCCGUCAGCCGUCAAGUUCCUGACAGAGACGGGGACGCUGCUGCACUUCCCGGACAGCAGCCGCGGCCUGCGCACGCUCUACUUCCUGUGUCCCGUGUGGCUGGCCGACUCCCUGCGGGCCAUCGUGCGGCCGGAGUCCUCGCGCUCCAACGGGAUCGUCCGAGCCGGAGACCUCCGGAUCCUGCUGGUCGGGACCGGACUGACCCGGGACAGCGAGGAGCAGUUUUUCCAGUUCCUGGCCAAGUUCGAGAUUGCGCUUCCCGUCGCCGACGACAGCUACCUGCUGCCUCACCUUCUACCCGCCAAGCCCGGCGUGGACCUGCACUGCUUGCGCCGGCCCGGCGCCGACACGCUGCGCCGUCUCUUUAAGAUGAGCUUCGUGCCUGCCGGCUUUUGGGAACGAUUCAUCGCCAGGAUGCUCAUCAGCCUAAAUGACAUGGACCAGCUGUCGUCGGAGCUCCAGCGCAGCGCUCGUCCUCGUCAAGGCCGGAUGUCGGCGAUCUACAGUUUGGGAGGAAAUCAACGGAGGAACCGCUGCAGUACUUUCCGGGUGCGCCGCCGUCAGACCGUCUAUUGGAGGGAAGGCUUGUUGGUCACCUUUGACGGAGGUUACUUCAGCGUGGAGUCGGCGGAGGUCAACUGGAAGAAGAAGAGCGGCGGCAUCGAGAUCGUCUGCCAGUCGGAGAGCGGGGACUUCUCCGCCGUGGCCUUCGUCACCGACCACAUCAACAACCUUGUGGAGCAGUGGUUUCCCGCGCUGACGGCCAGCGAGAGUGACGGUACCCCACUGCUGGAGCAGUACGCGCCCUGCCAGCGCUGCGCCGCUCGGAUCCCGCGGAAUGGAACGUCCCGAUCGGGCCGGGACAGUGAGGGCGAGGGCCUUCACCUGUUCGGGGUAGAGGACUGCGCUCUAGCUGCGCUGGCGGGAGAUUUCAUCGAGUGCCCCGGACCACCCGGGCACAUCGUCCCCCUCCGGGAGCUGGUACCGGAACUCUUUAUGACCGACUUCCCUGCACGACUGUUCCUGGAGAAGGAUUAUCUGGAAUAUUCCGAGGAUGAGUCCAACAUCAUUGGUCAGGGAGGCAGCGGCACCAUUGUUUACCGCGCCCGCUACCGAGGGCAGCCCGUCGCCAUCAAACGCUUUCACUCAAGAAACUUCUGGCAGAGGGCGCCAUCUGAAGACGCAGACACCAUGAUCAAACGCCUGCGGUCGGCAGAGGUGUGUCACCGCUUCGCCGAGUUCCGUCAGGAGGCGACAACCUUGCGCCGCCUACGGCACCCUUGCGUGGUGGCGCUGGAAGGCGUUUCCGUCCGCCCUCUCUGCCUGGUGCUGGAGCUGGCGCCGCUCGGAAGCCUCCGCGACGUCCUUGAGGGAAGCCUGGACGGCGGCAGAGGCAUCAGCUACGUGCCCCUCGGUCACAUGAUCACCUACAAGAUGGCCUAUCAGGUGGCAACCGGACUCACCUACCUGCACAGGAAGAACAUCAUCUUCUGCGACCUUAAGUCGGACAACAUCCUCGUCUGGUCCCUGCAGGAGCGGGACGCGGUGAACGUCAAGCUGUCGGACUACGGCGUCUGCCGUCAGUCUUUCCGGGAGGGGGCCCUCGGGGUGGAAGGGACGCCGGGGUACCAGGCGCCCGAGGUCAGACCCGGCGUUGUUUACGACGAGAAGGUGGACGUGUUCUCCUACGGGAUGGUGUUAUACGAGCUGCUCUCGGGCCGCCGCCCGUCCUUGGGUCGUCACCCGCUUCACGUCUCCAAGAAGCUGGCCGGUGGCGCGAGGCCGACGCUGGCCAGUCCGCAGGAAGUCAAUUUCCACUUCCUGCAGCGCCUCAUGACGCAGUGCUGGCACGGCAAACCCGAGCAGCGUCCGACAGCCUCCCAGUGUGCGCGACGCAUGAUGGACCCCGGCUUUGCCUGUCUCCGCUACGUGUUGCCGUGCGGCGCUCGCGGCCGGCUCUUCCUGCCAUCGCUCGGGGGACGACGACAUGUCGUCUUCUGGGACGGGGACGGCGACGACAGGAGCUACAGUGUUGUGAACGUGCAGAAAGGUGAGCUGGAGGUCAACAGGAAGUCAUGUCCCGGUGGUAGAGUCAGCUGCCUCGUCAAGAUGGCCGACACGCUGUGGUUAGCCACCUACGAACAGGAAGUUCAGGUGUACCUCUUGAAGGACAUGUGUCCUCUCACGCGACCUCACAAACGCUUCCCGUGUCCGGCCGUCAUCACCUGCUUCCUCAAAAUACCGGACGGCGGGCAACAGGCAGAGGGCGUGUUCGCCGGCAUGUCGGACGGCGCCCUAGUGCGGUACGGCGCCGCCGAGGAUGGACUUCCCUCGGGGGACGUGGCCUACGCGUGCCCUCAAUCCUCGACGAUUGAGGAGCCCGGGCGAAGGCCCGCCCCCGUCACCUGUAUGCUACUCAUUGGCUGCGGCUCGCAGCUGUGGGUGUCGGACGGUCCUGGCGUGCUGGUGCUGGAGCGCCAUGGCCUUUCGCCGAUGCGCCGACUGAAGCCGUACGAGUUUCCGUCCUUGCUAGUCUCCAUGGCGAUGGGCUUCAGUGUCUGGGGGGAGGAGUCUGUGUGGACUCUAGACGACGUCACCGAUACUCUAGUCCUCUUCCAUGCAGCCUCCUUCGCGCCGUGCGCCAAGUACAGCUGUGGCGACUGCAGUCCUUUCCGCGACGUCUUCCCGGUCAGCCGCCCUUCGACGGUGGGCAUAAAUGGCGAGGAGGCGGGGAUUCGGACGGUCUCGCCCCGGGUUUCACCAGGAGGCGGAUCCACAGACUCGGACGACGGUGAAGAUCGGGACACCACAGAGUCGCCUGCGCCGCCUCUGCGAGCCUUUAAGGUUCUGAUGGUGAACGACCUCCUUUGGGUCUUCAGGCGCGGCGGAGAUGUUCUGCUGAUCCAAGUGGAGCCGGAUGGAGAUCGAAUGAGAGGACGGGUUGGCGCUGUGUUGGAGCCUCCUUCGAUAGAGUCCUUGGGGACGCUCGAGGAGGUGGGGCUCGCGGGGGACGACGCGGUGGUGUGUGGCUUUGGCGGGGCUUCUUCCAUCAGCUUGUGCGUCUGGCGCGCCUGGGACUCACCUCGUCUGGAAGUCUUCUAUCGUAGCGCCGAGGACCCGGCCCGUCUGGAAAUGGGCUUGAGGCGUUGCAGGUAGAAGAGGCGGGGCCAUAAUUCGCACAGGCGUCCCUUCCCUUCGAACUGGAAGUGCUCUUCCGGCGCUGUCAAUGAGUUCUUUCUCUCUGAGCCAGUGGUGGCUAGUGAUGCGUUAUAGGAUCUCUGGGACACCACUUUUGGAGAAAAAUGUAACUCUAAUAUUUCAAUGUAGUCGUGUUCAGGUUCAAAUACCUCACACGCAUGCCAGAUAUGAGUAAGAUUGCACCUUGUAUUAGGAAGUUAUUGGCCAUUUUGAGACAUGUCGAGGGUCUUUUUCCUGUUUGGACCCCGCCGCUUCAACGAAAACUUUUCUAUUUUUCUUCAGAUACCUGAACACAUGUCUAAAGGCUCCCCUGAUGCAUGUUUGAGGUCAAUUGUUUUUUAUCCCCGAGGAGAAGCCUCUCUCGUAAAAAAGGGCAUUUCCUGUUUCCACUAGGGGGCGCCAGGCCUAAUGGGUAAUAUUUCAAAACACUGGUGUUCAGGCUUGCAUACCUUACAUGCAUGCCAGGUAUGAAAAAGAUUGCACCUUGUAUCAGGAAGUUAUUAGUAGAGAUGUCCCGAUCGAUCGGCAUAACGUCAUUUUCAAAGUAUCUGAAUCGGCAAAAAAAUAUCGGCCAUGCCUUAUAUUAAUGUAUAUAUAUUUUAAUCAAAUCGUUUUCUAUUUGUAUUUAACGUUACAGAUAUAAUGUGUUACACUCAUCCAGAGUCUUUAGUUUAGGCUCAAUGUAGGAUUAUCAAAAAAAAAUACAAUAUCGGCGGCAAUAAAUUUAUUAAAAAACGUGUCACGCCAAAAUAGUUAUCAUUAUUAAUGUAUUCGUAAUAUGACCCUUUCAUUCAUUAUCGUGCUCAAUCUGUUCCAACGCCAUUUAACCUAUAUAGAGAGAUAAAAGGCAGCGCCAAAAGAGUAGAGUGAAUUUUGGCAGCCUUUGAAACAGAACUUCAAUUUAUUUAAACCUUGCAAUCCCUCGCCCUAUUAUUAGAAAUAUCAUGGGAAGCAAUGUGGGGAAGCAAGGUGGCAAUAGAGCUUUGUCUUAACACCUUAACUUAUUCCCUAAAGCAGAGAAGAUAUAUCCAUUUGUAGCACGACCCACAGUCAUGGUUUUACUUCCCAGUUCCCAUCAUGGUUUCACUUCCCAUCAAGCAUUGGAGCAUGCUGCAUCAGGGGUCGCGUUAACCGAAUAUUUUCCGUCGUUGACCGUUUUUUUAAAACGGUGACGGAAAAAACUGAAAUCUAUCCGUCAUUUUGACUGGUUGCAAUUCACACCCCAGACCACAGGGUGACGAGUGAGCAUAUUAAUUAGCUAUUGUCACUCUUGAUGCAUGACGUCGUUGGCCUUACUCGGAAAAAUGUCAAGGCAACUGAGCGUCCGGACUAAGGCUACGUACAUACUACAGGUCUUAAUGCACGAAUCCCAUUUUUCCGUGUUUUUCCGACUCGAGUGAGGCAUUAACUUGACGGUCUGAACGUGACAAGUCGCAUAGAACGGGACCAUUUCAAAUCCGAUCUGGGUCACUUUCGUACGUGGUCUAAAUCCGAUCUGGGCCACAUUUUUCCAGACUCUCGCGGCGGUCUGUACUGUCCAGUCCCGCAGAUCGGAUUUAAUGCAGCAAUUACGUCAUCAAAAAGCGAGAGACGGUACGGUAGCUACGGUAGCGAUGCAGCAGUGCGUUAUUAGCGCCUAUUAGCGACAACAGUCAUAAAAAAAUAAAAACUGGUUUGAGGAUAAGCCUGAGAAUGAUCGGUUUUCU
This is a messenger RNA of Corythoichthys intestinalis (scribbled pipefish), 9104 nucleotides long. RefSeq names its product leucine-rich repeat kinase 1 (gene lrrk1). Lineage: Eukaryota; Metazoa; Chordata; Actinopteri; Syngnathiformes; Syngnathidae. Gene Ontology annotation, molecular function: ATP binding; protein kinase activity; protein binding. The record is from RefSeq and is a predicted model, not a curated record. Bases 1615 to 7356 code for a protein of 1913 amino acids. Gene Ontology annotation, biological process: protein phosphorylation. The transcript has 36 exons.